Messenger RNA from Megalops cyprinoides (Indo-Pacific tarpon), 1056 nucleotides. RefSeq names its product cellular communication network factor 6 (gene ccn6). Gene Ontology annotation, molecular function: integrin binding; heparin binding. NCBI's taxonomy places the organism in Eukaryota, Metazoa, Chordata, Actinopteri, Elopiformes, Megalopidae. The transcript is spliced from 5 exons. The record is from RefSeq and is a predicted model, not a curated record. Gene Ontology annotation, biological process: cell adhesion; signal transduction. Bases 1 to 1056 code for a protein of 351 amino acids. Gene Ontology annotation, cellular component: extracellular region; extracellular matrix.
AUGCUGCCUCUCCUCCGCACCACCCUACUGAUCGUUCUGGCUCAAAAGUUUUUCUGCAGGGCGCAGGGCAAUGCGCAGCUGCCAGCGGCCCGGGGCGGCGGCGCGGGCGUGUCGGCGGCGGAGCGCAGACAGUUCUGCACCUGGCCCUGCAAGUGUCGCUCUCGGCCGCAGUGCGCCCCCGGCGUCAGCCUCGUCCUGGACGGCUGCGGAUGCUGCAAGACCUGCGCCCGGCAGAUCGGGGAGGGCUGCAACGAGCGGGACGUCUGCGACCCCCACAAGGGCAUGUACUGCGACUACUCUGCCGACCGGCCCCGCUUCGAGGUCGGGGUCUGCGCAUACAUGAUGGCGGUGGGGUGCGAGCUGAACGGGGCCUUCUACGAUAACGGCCAGGCCUUCCAGCCCAGCCCCCUGUACAAGUGCACCUGCAUCGCCGGCGCCAUCGGCUGCACGCCGGCCUUCGUGCAGAAACCCGCCGGGCUGCUGGGCCCCGCCCCUCUCCGGGCGGGGCCCCCGGGGGCCUUCCCGAGCACCAGGGAUAGCGGGAAGCACCAGCAGGACACCACCUACAGAGCCAUGCCAGCUUACAGGGAUCGUCCUUUAGCCUGGAAGAAGAACUGCCUGGUGCAGAGCACGCCCUGGAGCCCCUGCUCUCGGACCUGCGGCCUGGGCAUCUCCGUCCGCGUCAACAACGACAACAGCAAGUGUGAGAUGCGGAAGGACCGCCGGCUCUGUCUCCUCAGGCCCUGCGAGAAGAGCGUGCUGAAGAGCGUCAAGAUCCCGAAGGGGAAGACCUGCCGGCCGAAGUUCCAGGCGAAGAAGGCGGAGAAGCUGGUGCUGUCGGGCUGCUCCAGCACCCGCGGCUUCCGGCCGACGUACUGCGGCGUCUGCAGCGACAAGCGCUGCUGCGUGCCCAACAAGUCGCGCACGGUGACGGCGGAGUUCAACUGCGCGGCCGGCGGCACCGUGCGCUGGAAGCUGCAGUGGAUCACCUCCUGCGUGUGUCAGAAAAAAUGCAACGACCCGGGGGACAUGUUCGCCGAGCUCCGCUUCCUCUAG